This is a messenger RNA of Xyrauchen texanus (razorback sucker), 6194 nucleotides long. RefSeq names its product dematin-like. The transcript is spliced from 18 exons. Lineage: Eukaryota; Metazoa; Chordata; Actinopteri; Cypriniformes; Catostomidae. Bases 288 to 1664 code for a protein of 458 amino acids. Gene Ontology annotation, cellular component: plasma membrane; actin cytoskeleton. Gene Ontology annotation, biological process: actin filament bundle assembly; cytoskeleton organization; lamellipodium assembly. Gene Ontology annotation, molecular function: actin filament binding. The record is from RefSeq and is a predicted model, not a curated record.
AUAGAUAUUUGUUGCUGCUGCUUGUUGGCAACCACUUCGUCCAAAUACUGAGAACGCGCUGAAUUCGGUUUGCCAGACCCGUUCUAUGAAAUCGCAUUUGUGUGUGUGGAUUAAACGAAAGGAUUAUAUUACAAGAUUACACGAGGAGGCUGUAUAUUCUUCUUUAGAGAUCACAUAUUUUAGUGGGAUAUAGGAAUGGUCCAAGUCUGAGAGGCCCUGCAGAUGACUGACAUGAACCUUCUCAAUGCCUGAGUGACCUCACAGAGGGAGUGAUUUCUCAGUUCAAAAUGAUGAUGCAUAAGCCAUCGGCCCGCACCUCCCCGGGCAGUGUGUGUUCUCUCCGUGGCGGGGCAGAUCAUGGAUCCCCAGCGGUCACUAUAGUGGCCAAAAUGGACAAUCAGGUGAUAGGUUAUAAGGAUCUAGCAGCUAUUCCGAAAGACAAGGCUAUUCUAGACAUCGAGAGACCCGACCUUAUGAUGUAUGAACCGCACUUCAGCUAUUCACCAAUGGAUCGCUCAGAGAAGUCAUUGUCUCCUUCUAUCUCGCUCCCUCCAUCUCCAGAGAACAGUCUUAUAAAGGAUGCACGGGAUUGGUCAGAGCUCAAGUCAUCUGGCAGCUCAUCUCCAGCCUCCAUGCAGCUGAGUAAAAGCAUCACCGUCAGCACUAAAGUCCCAAAUCAGCAACAGCACUUCCACAGGCCAGGCAAUGGAACCAACAUAUACAAGAAGCCGCCUAUAUAUAAACAAGAUGUGUCAGCAGCAGUUCCACACAGUAAACACAUGGAGGAUUUAAUCAUUGAGUCAUCCAAGUUUCCUGCUGCGCAGCCUCCAGACCCAAACCAGCCCUCAAAGAUAGAGACAGACUACUGGCCCUGCCCACCAUCACUAGCUGUUAUAGAGAGCGAGCGGAGGAAGAUUAGGCCUACUGUAUCUAAAACAGCUGAGGGAGAGGAGGAAGAGGAGGAUGAUACGUAUGAUGACAGUGAUCUUUCAGAUGACAUGUGGAGACUCCGACACAUGCAGAAACAAGAACUCAACAAGAUUCAAUCUAAUCUAGGAAAACUGAUACUAAAGGAGGAGGUUGAGGGAUCAGCCCCUGUCCACAGGAAAACACGGUCACUACCCGACAGGACAGCCAUGCAUCUGAGCUCCAAAUCCCCCUCAUUUCCUUCCUACACUAAGUCUGGCCUUACAAGGCUCCAGUCUGCAGAGUUCUCCUCUUCGAACAGUAAUAAAGGGAGUCAAAAUUUUCAGGUAAGUAAUACUUUACAUUACAAUUACAUUACAAUUUAUGUUGUUACGAUGCUUUCUUGCAAAAGUUGUAAGUAUGAAUACAUAUAUAUUUUUAUACAGUUUUACAUAUGUGAGAUGUGUAAACAAGGCCUGCUGAUGAUCAUACACAUUAAUGGUGAUGCUCAGAGCAGAAGGAUAGACAGAGGGAAUUCACUCCCCAGUAUGCUGGAACAAAAGAUUUAUCCAUAUGAGAUGCUCAUUGUGACACACAAAGGAAGAAAUAAACUCCCACCUGGAGUAGACAGGACAAGACUGGAGAGGCACCUGGCACCCGAAGAUUUCCAGAAUGUCUUUGGAAUGUCCAUUGAGGAAUUUGAUCAUCUCUCCCUUUGGAAGCGGAACGACCUGAAAAAGAAAGUCUCCCUCUUCUAGUAGUUUUUACAAGCACCGUCACGUGCACUUUCGCUUGUGGAAAAGUACAGAUGACAAAGGAAAGAGUACGAAUGUGAUAUGAGGAAUGUUAUUUUGGAACCAGCAAAAAAUCAGUUAUCCUUAUCUUUUGAUAAGUCUCAUAUCUGAUUGCAGCUAUUUACUCGUUUAGUCCUCAAACAAUCGUAUCCAACUCUUUUUCUCUCUCUCUUUCUCUAUCCCCUUUUCACCCCAAUUUGGAAUGCCCAAUUCCCAAUGCUCUCUAAGUCCUUGUGGUGGUGCGGUUACUCACCUCAAUCCGGGUGGCAGAGGAUGAACCUCAGUUGCCUCCGCUUCUGAGACUGUCAAUCCGGGCAUCUUAUCACUUGGCUUGUUGAGUGCGUUACCGCGGAGACGUAGUGCGAGUGGAGGCCCACGCUAUUCUCCAUGGCAUCCAUGCACAACUCACGACGUGCCCCACCGAGAGCGAGAACCACACAUUAUAGCGACCACGAGGCGGGCACUCCAGGGGCAGUAGUCAGCGUCAAUACUCGCUGAGCUUCCUAGGUCCCCCAGUAUCCUACUAUCUUUUGUCUCUCUUUCUGGUUGCAGCUACAAUGUCAGGACUUCAAAGUCCUUAAAGUUAGCAUUAAAGUCCACUUCUGUGUGUGCUUUGUAAAGCUAGAAUACUAAACACAGAUAUAAAUGCCAUCAUUAGACAAGAAAGGUAAAUAUGAAUUGCGGCAGUUAUUUUUGCCGAUCAAAGUCCUGCAGAAAGAUGCAGAACUAGUUAACAAAAAAGUCCUGAUUAGCCAGCAAGAACAUGUUAGUUCAAUUCACUACAAAGUCACUGCCACACUUUUAAAUCAUUAUGUGCAAAGCCUGAACUAAUUAUAGUGAAUUGCCACAAGAAAAACCUUCAGAAUAUUCAUAAAAGCAGCUGGAUAUUUAAAUUAAAAAAGCAGCUAUUACUUAUAGUUAUAAAAAUAUCAACAAUUUAUAGUAAAAACUCAAUCGCAAGACACAUGGAACACCUUCAUUCCUUAAACCUUGAGCCAAAAAAUAUAAUUUCUGUCAUCAUUUACUCACCCUCAUUUUGUUGCUUUCUUGCGUGGAACAGAAAAGGAGAUAAUGACAACCCCAGUCACUAUUCACUUUCAUUGCAUCCUCUUUCUAUACACUUAAAGUGAAUGGUGACUGAGGCUAACAUUCUCUUUUUGUGUUCCAUGCAAGAGAGAAAGUUAUAUAUGUUUUCAACAACAUGAGAGUGAGUAAAUGAUGACAGAAUUAACAUUAUUGGGUGAACUAUUCCUUUAACACCUAUAGUACCAAUCCAAAUACCAGCGGCAUGACAUGGCAACAAUUCCCAUGGCAACAGCUGAUUCUGGGUGAGAGUUUGCUGUUCCAAAGAGAGCUACUGUACAUUAGUAAGAGUUUAAUCAGUAUUAGAUAUGAGACAUAUGAAACCUGCAUGGCAAAUGUAUCCUGCUUUUACUUCAAUGAUGAUUGAUUGUGAAUUGUGGGUGUGAUCAAUAUGUCUCCUCUUCUACCGAAUCUAUUGAUUGAAGAGUUGCACUCGUUCCCUCUAUCCUAUUGUUUUCACCCCCUUUUCCUAUUUUGCUGCUAUUGCCUUUUCAAGCACCUUUACCUUUUUGGUUUUAUCCUCUUUUCUUCUUGAUGGGUGGAUGUUUAUUAUAGUGUUCCUGUUUUAUAGGAUAAGGAUAGGUUUGGAUAUAAAGGGAUUUCAUAAGCUAGCACGUAAUGGCUGCUGCUUGCCUGGUGGUUUGAUUUUGCAGCUCUGGUUUUUGCCUUCUGUAGGUUUAUAGUUCAAACAUAUUCUCCUUGCCCCCUUUUAAGUUUUCCCUUUCACAGUUUCUGUAGUGUUGAACUCUGGGGGAAAUGUACCCACUAACAAUCAAUUUUAAGUAAUAGUUGAUAUUCCAAUCCCAUAUGACUUUCUUUUUUUUUUUUGUGAAACUCAAAAGGGGGCAUUUCGAAGAAUGUACUGGUGUCUCUUUUACAUGCAAUUACAAUGAAUGGGAACCGGAGCUUUCAAGCAUAAAAAACAACGCAAAGCAUCAGAAAAGUAUCAAAACGUGGUCCAUAUGACUUUUGCGCUAGAUUCCAAGUCUUCUGAAGUCAUACUUCUUGAGUUCUUGAGUUCAUGAGAGAAGUAGCGAUGUCUGAUGUUUUAACAAAUUAUUCUAACCGAUCAAUAAUCAUUUCAUUGCAAGUUUUGGGUGAACUAUUCCUUUAAUUUCCUUUUAUUGCUCCAGACUAAAAUGAAGUGCUUGAUCAGCCUGAUCUCACGAACAUUUUGUGACUGUGGCAACAUUUUUGCAAAACAAAAUUACGUACCUUGUUAAUAAAAUUUCGCUGCAGUUUCCCAGUGAAAUGUCCAUCGGAGAGCGCCAAAAGCGAGUCAAAUGGUGUCAUGAUACGGUGAAAUGUACCUCCCUAACAUAAAACUUUAAAGGGUAACUAAACCCUAAACCAAAUUUUUUAGUUAAUGAUCUGUAAGCAUGGGGCUUUAUUAGUAGUGGUCAUUGAUUCAAGUAAUUUUUUUGACAUUUGUGUAUAAAGUGUUUUAAUUCUACAAUAUAUGGUGUAAAAACGUCUGAGUGCUGCCCUCUUCAGGUUGAACGGUGCCUACUGCAGUUGAAUUUUCCUAUUGGCUGUUUGCAGUGGUUCGUGACGUAAGCGGAGACAGCUGACGUAAGCAGGUUCCAGCUCACCACGGCAGAUUCAUGUACAUGUCGUCUUGCGACCGUGUGAGGAAUAAUAAUAACAUAGAGUCUGACAGCAGCUGUCAAUUAAUCCGUCACUACGAGUCUCAGGUGCCCCCCCCCCGCUCAGCCCCGCACUCGGUUCGUUCCCUCUAUCCACGCCGGGGUCUGCCCACUUUUCCAGCAUUUUCAGAUAUUUCUAGUGGGUGGAGUCAGACUCUGAGCAGGUGUUUAGUUACCCUUUAACCUAAACCUAACCAAUAGUGUACUAAAAGCAAACGAGAGUUAAACAAAACAGACUUGUUCCUUACCCUAAACCAACUCUUAAAACUAAACAAUAGUGUAAAAAAAAAACGAAUAAAAAGCUAAUUUUCUCAAGCAACAAUAUAAUCUUGUGUCGCUUCAGUGACAUUCAUGGAGGGCUGGACUGGUAAUCCCGGUGGGCCGAUGCACUUUGUGGCCGAUCAGGGGCGGACUGGCCAUCGGGAGAACCAAGCGGGCCGGUGGGUCGGCCGCGAAACGGGCCGUGAUAAGCUAAAAUAAGCUGCUGCGUUAUGCAGAACGGACCACAAAACGGCACUGAGAUAUGCAGAAAAGGAGACCAGUUGCUAUGUCAAAUCCCAGGCUGAUUUGUCUUCCCAGUCCAGCUCUGCAUUCACGUGUCAUGUGCCAGCUUGCGUGUUUGCCUGGGCUUGAACCGCUGACACUUGAGUCCAAUGUCCAACAUUAUGUUGUGAGCUACUGCGGAAGCUAAUCAUGUUGGAAUACGUGUGGAAAUGUAGAGACUGUAAUACAAUCAUUUUUCAAAUGAUGCGUAAUAGUAAGUGUUUUGAUAUCGUAACAUAUCAGUGCGUGAGUAAUAGUGUGGAAAAAUGAGUGUUUAUAAAGUCAUAAUGUGCCUCUAGUGUUAAUUUCACCAGGAAACUGCGGCAAAACUUAAAACUUGGCACAUUGGUUUGCAAAGAUUUCGUUAUAUAAUAACAUUUAUGCUGUAAGAUUAGGUUGGCUUGGAUAGAGUACAUGCUCUACACCUAGAGUUUGCAUUUAUCGAAACAAAAGGAAUGAAGUAAGAACAAAAUAAUCACUAUAAACAACGUGCAUAUCAACUUGAGAAUGUAAAACUACAAAAAUAGACAUUCCACAUUCCGCUUUGUAGAAGCACUGCUCAUAUAGAAAUAUGCAGCUGCACUGACAAGAGAGAUGUCUGUUAACAAUACCAUAAUACUGAUGUAUUUGCUGUUUAAAUAGCUUGCUGCCAUCAAUAGGCUGUUACACAGAACACAGUAUGUUGAGACGUCGAGAACACAAUGUAUUACUGGUUCUUUAAUUCAAGCAUUCCUCGCACCUAUGCUGUUGAAAAUUAUUAACAUGUUGGAAAGGGCACAAACUAUUUAAUAUUCACCAAAAUACUCAAAAGCAUUUAUAUGAUUUAUUUUUAUAUUUUUUUCAAUGGAUGCUUAAAUUUGUGUUUUUGGUCCAACAUUUCAUUGUGGCUUCAGAAGUCAAAGUUGGAAUAGUUUUACAGAAAGGCACGCAUUACCCAGAUUAAAACACUUGAUUCACUGAUACAAACUCAAACAAUGGAUGUUAUCACAGUAAGAAAAUAUGCUCUUUUCAACCACAUAACAACACAUGUACAUGUCGCAUUACAAGACAAAUUGUUCAAAAUAUGAGCAAGUAUUCACACAACUGAUCUUUCUCUACUUCAUGAAGUAUCUAGUUCUUUUUUUACGUGAAAGUUUGAUGAAUGAAAAAAUAAACUGAAUCUACAAAAAUGAGUGUACAUUGUAAUGAUUUUGUUAUUAGUUGUGGUAUCAGUUUUGUUUUA